GAAGAAGAUUUCGAAGCUGAAGAAUGAGCCUAGAAGAAAAGUCUCUGUUUCGACAAGUGCAAGCAGAGAUUAUGGGUCUGGUAGCUUGAGUCCAAGAAUGAGGAAGGAGGAGUUUGUGGAUGAACCCAGAUUCAGAAAGAAGGUCAGAAGCAGGAAGUCGCCGAAGAAGAUGCAGAAUGAGAGUUGCUUUGAAGAUCUCAGCCCUGUUUCAGUUUUAGACGUUGGCGACGACGAAGAAUUUCCAUUGCAGAGCAAAACCAACUUCACAGAUGAAACAAAGGGAAUCGCCUCAAAGUCAAAGAGAGAAUCUUCAGCUGAGAGAUGUUUGUCUGGAGGCAAAAGCAACCAUAAAAGUGAAACAGAGGAAUGCUCAGAAUUAAUGGCCAAAAUUCUCAAAUUAACAGAAAACGAUGUGCAAAUGUUUGAUUGUGUCGGGCGGAAGAAGGGCGUGUUUGGGAGUGAUUGUUUUGAGGAAAUCCCUUUGCUUCUUGAGCAUAAAAUCUUCGACCUCUUGCUGCGUGAGGUCGUCCAUGAACUUUUAACACACUGAUUACCACAAUUUUUGUCUUCAUGACCUUACGCAUGUAUAUUAUAACUAGGUAGUUUUACUAUAU
Messenger RNA from Neltuma alba, 614 nucleotides. RefSeq lists its product as uncharacterized. The record is from RefSeq and is a predicted model, not a curated record. The transcript is spliced from 2 exons. Bases 98 to 550 code for a protein of 150 amino acids. NCBI's taxonomy places the organism in Eukaryota, Viridiplantae, Streptophyta, Magnoliopsida, Fabales, Fabaceae.